AUGGCUUCUUCCCCCAGUACUCUCAUGACCAUCACCUUUCCCACCACAACACUCGAUGCCCUGACACAGCACGACCACGGCAAACCCAGCCACUCUGACAAGAUAGCCAUCAUUGGGUUGACAGUCGGCAUGGCGCUACUGUUUCUGCUGUUCAUUGCCCCGUGCUGUUGCUUGCAGUAUUUGGCUCAUCGGCAGCAGAAGAAGGAGCAGAAUAAAGAGGCUCGGAUACGCGGUAUAGUCGCGGGACGACGACAUGCAGCGGCCAGGAAUAGACUCGGGCAUGCAUUGAUCAACCUCAAACUGCUGCAUGAUGUUGCUUUGAUGGGAAACUCUUUUGUCUUCUUCGCUUGUUUUUAUGUCAUUCUCGUCUCCCCCAAUCUUCCAACUCGCAUCCAUCCAUCCCUUGGUGAACAUCUUCAAGCCAUCUCAGUGGCAGUCAAGAAUCCUCUGCAGACACUCACCAACAACGUCAAGUCCUCGUCAACCGCAACAAUGACAAGCACCAUCCACCGCCGCAUGAGCGAUACCAGCGUAGUCAUCGCCAUCGCCAUCAGCUGCACCGCCAUCGUCGUCAUCUUCCUCGCAGCAGUUUUCUUUUGCAACUGGCGCUCUCGUCCCAAGUCACCUACUGAUACCCGCGGCCGCGACCAUGACGAUUCGGAUGCCAACCCUGACAUCGAACUGGAUGCCAUGCCUGAUGGUGCUCUGAAUCAUCCUCUUGUGCUGGGGAGCAAUGGUGCGGGACAUGUUUAUCCGGUCUUUGAAGCAACUCGUGAGCGUCAUGCUCAGAACUGA
This is a messenger RNA of Fusarium verticillioides 7600, 795 nucleotides long. RefSeq lists its product as hypothetical. Lineage: Eukaryota; Fungi; Ascomycota; Sordariomycetes; Hypocreales; Nectriaceae. The transcript is spliced from 4 exons. Bases 1 to 795 code for a protein of 264 amino acids. The record is from RefSeq and is a predicted model, not a curated record.